Glycine soja is the source of this 899-nucleotide messenger RNA. RefSeq names its product classical arabinogalactan protein 26-like. Bases 182 to 604 code for a protein of 140 amino acids. NCBI's taxonomy places the organism in Eukaryota, Viridiplantae, Streptophyta, Magnoliopsida, Fabales, Fabaceae. The record is from RefSeq and is a predicted model, not a curated record. The transcript has a single exon.
GCAUUUGGAGCCCACCACCACUUCCUGUAGAGUGUAUAGACCCUUUUAAAGUUAUGUACUUCAAUGAUGAACCUCCUCAGUUUCACCACUCUCCAACUUAGAGCAGUUUUCUCUCGGAGACAAAUUCAUUAUCAAGUGUGAGUUCAUCAUAAAACAAUUGAUUGAUAUCUUGCCAUCAUUUAUGGCUUCCUUUUGGCCAUUCUUGGCAAUGUUCAUGGCCUUAAUGGCAUGCAAUUGUUCAUCAUUGGCCUCUGCUUCUCGACAAAGCAUGCAUGUUUCAACCAUCUCAGCAGCACCAACUACAUUGCCAGGUGCCCCUCUAUACUACUCUCCUACCAUGUCACCAGAUAUUGAGCCUUUGUUUCCAACUCCUGGAGGUUCUGCUUUCUCUCCAUCAGAGUCUUCAAUUCCCACAAUUCCUUCUAGUCCUAGCCCUCCCAACCCUGAUGUCACCAAUAGUCCAGGGUCAGUUUUGGCUUUUCCACCUUCAGAGUCUAUGCCAGCUAUGGCCCCAUCUUCCAAGGGUGCAUCUCUGCCAGUUUAUUCAGUUUUACAUCUUGCCAUUCUGGUAAUAAUUUGCAUAAUGCAGCUUCAUGGCAUGUGAAUAGAGAUAGAUGUUGGUGUUUCUGGUUAUGUUUUGGAAGCAUGUUUUGACAGCAUUAACUGUUCUGUGUAAGUUGAAGUGCUAUGGUAGUAUAAUGUUCCAAGACAUUAAGACUUGUAAACAUUUUUAUGUGUCUAUGUGGUAUUCUGGAUUAUUUGAGUGUAGAAAUAACAGUCGAGGAUAAAUUUUUUUCAAGUUAUAUCAGUUCAGGAGAUGUAAUGUAAUAGGAAACUUGCGGUGUCUAAGCUUUACUCUUUUAUUAUUUUUAGUAUAUGCUACAUUUAUCUUUCAUUUU